GGCAACCCAUUUCAAUGGAGCUUCAAGAUGAGAAGCCAGUUGUGCUAAUCACAGGGUGUUCUCAGGGAGGAAUAGGCCAUGCAUUGGCUCGUGAGUUUGCUUCAAAAGGUUGCCAUGUUGUGGCCACAAGUAGGUCAAAAAGAACCAUGCAAGAUCUUGAACAAGAUCCCAGGUUCUUUGUGCAAGAACUUGAUGUUGUUUCAGAUGAAAGUGUGAAGAAUUGUGUGGAAAAUGUUGUUGAAAAAUUUGGAAGAAUUGAUGUUUUGGUUAACAAUGCUGGAGUUCCAUGUAUUGGCCCUCUGGCUGAGCUUCCAUUAUCAGCAAUGGAGCAAAGUUUCAACACCAAUAUUUAUGGUCCCAUAAGGAUGGUUCAAGCUGUUGUUCCCCACAUGGCAUCUAGGAAGAAGGGAAAGAUUGUAAAUGUGGGAAGUGUUACCGCAUACAUCCCUGCACCGUGGGCUGGUGUUUACGCUGCAAGUAAAUGUGCUCUUCAUUCACUCACUGAUACCUUGAGAUUGGAACUACAUCAUUUUGGCAUCAACGUCAUCAACGUUGUCCCUGGGACUAUAAGGUCCAAUAUAGGAAAGUCUUCCCUUUCCAGCUACAACCAAAGGUCUGAAUGGAAGCUAUACAAGCCAUUUGAAGAAAUUAUCAGAGAGAUGGCAUAUUUUUAUCAAACACUAAAACCGAUCUCUGCAGAAGUGUUUGCGAAGGAUACGGUGGUGGCGGUGAUGAAGAAGAACCCCCCAGCUUGGUUCUCCACUGGUACUUACUCCACCAUCAUGGCAAUCUUAUACCAUAUGCCCGUCUUUGUUAAAGAUUUUAUUAUAAAGAAACUAGUGAAAUGUUGAGUUCAUUGUUGCUUAGGUCCAUGUGUUUGUUCUUGAAAGCAUACAAGAUGACACUCGGUUGAUACAGUCUUAUCACCAUACCACCUUAUUUUGCUAAUAUGAUAAAACUGU
Messenger RNA from Pistacia vera, 962 nucleotides. Its product is annotated as short-chain dehydrogenase RED1-like. NCBI's taxonomy places the organism in Eukaryota, Viridiplantae, Streptophyta, Magnoliopsida, Sapindales, Anacardiaceae. The coding region runs from base 15 to 851 and encodes 278 amino acids. The record is from RefSeq and is a predicted model, not a curated record. The transcript is spliced from 3 exons. Gene Ontology annotation, cellular component: endoplasmic reticulum.